GGUGGCAUCCCUCAGGGGGUCAGCGGUGUUUGAAGAUGAUAAUUGGAAUUGAGCCGAUGUUAUGUGUCCCAACGGAACCCUUCAGACCAGACUGUGUGUGUAGGUAUAUGUGUGUGUGUGUAUUGGGGUAUAAAUAGAGAGGAGUAUGAAGAUGGUCUCAAGCACUGAAACUCCAAGACAAGAGCUUUUCAGACUUGCACUUCACAGAAGAUUCACAUCUGAACAAAACACAUCAAACAAGGUAAAAAGAGUGAUGGUCAGCGUGUGCAGGCUGUUGCUGGUUGCUGCCUUGCUGCUGUGUUUGCAAGCGCAGUUGUCUGUCUCUCAGCACUGGUCUCAUGGCUGGUACCCCGGAGGAAAGCGAGAAAUCGACUCUUACAGCUCGUCAGAGAUCUCUGGGGAGAUUAAACUGUGUGAAGCAGGAGAAUGCAGCUAUCUUAAGCCUCUUAGAACCAAUGUCCUGAAGAGCAUCCUGCUUGAUGCCCUUGCAAGGGAAUUCCAAAAGAGGAAGUGACCUCAUCAAAUCAUACCACGGCAUCAUAGCCUCUUUCUCAGCUCAUUCCACUGGUCUGGACAGAUGCCUCUGCUAUUCCGUGGGCGUGAACAUGUGUGUUUAUGUUUAUCUGGUUUUAGCAUCAUGCUUCCUCUCAUCUGUGUAUGAAGCAGCUCUGUG
Molecule: messenger RNA, 673 nt
Organism: Neoarius graeffei (lesser salmon catfish)
Lineage: Eukaryota; Metazoa; Chordata; Actinopteri; Siluriformes; Ariidae
Gene: gnrh2
Product: gonadotropin-releasing hormone 2
Exons: 4
Coding region: 146-514 (122 amino acids)
Biological process (GO): multicellular organism development
Cellular component (GO): extracellular region
Molecular function (GO): hormone activity
Source: RefSeq, a predicted model, not a curated record